UUAGUUCAUACAAUAAACAUUGAAAUUAAGCAAUUAACGAGUGAUUGCAUACAAAUAAAUAGAAAUAAAUGUAAGAUAAUAAUGGCAUAUGCGCCAACAAAUGAGUCAACAUCGACGGCAACAACUAGUGCAAAUAGGUCAAAUUUUACUAAGGAAGAAGUUGGAUGUCGUGUAAUUAGAAAUGAAAAGGAAUGGAAAUGGGGAAAGCAGGACGGCGGUGAAGGACAUGUCGGAACCGUGAGAAAUUUUGAAUCAUCCGAAGAAGUCGUCGUUGUAUGGGACGGAGGAACUGCUGCAAACUAUAGAUGCGCUGGAUCAUAUGAUUUACGUAUUUUGGAUAGUGCACCGACUGGAAUUAAGCAUGAUGGAACAAUGUGUGAUACAUGUAGGCAACAACCAAUUUAUGGAAUACGUUGGAAAUGUGCCGAGUGCAAUAAUUAUGAUUUAUGCUCAAUCUGCUAUCAUUCUGAUAAGCAUCAUUUGCGUCAUCGAUUUUAUCGAAUCACAAUUCCUGGUGGUGACAGAGUUUUACUCGAUCCUCGUCGUAAAUCGAAGAAAAUUGCAGUCCGAGGAAUCUUCCAAGGCGCCAGAGUCGUUCGAGGUGUCGACUGGCAGUGGGAGGAUCAAGAUGGAGGCAAUGGACGUCGUGGAAAGGUUAUAGAAAUUCAAGAUUGGGCAGCAACAUCGCCAAGAUCUGCAGCAUAUGUUUGUUGGGAUAACGGUGCCAAAAACCUAUAUCGUGUUGGAUAUGAAGGCAUGGCAGACCUAAAAGUUGUUAAUGAUGCAAAAGGUGCAACAGUUUAUCGUGAUCACUUGCCAUUACUUGGUGAGAAUAGUGCAACGAAGGGCCACAAUGGCUUUCAAAUAGGUGACAGUGUGAUUGUUGAAUUGGAAUUAGAGGUUGUACAGUCAUUCCAGCAUGGACAUGGUGGAUGGACUGAUGGCAUGUUUGAGUGCCUUAAUAAUCCAGGACGUGUUGUUGGUAUUGAUGAGGAUCAUGAUAUUGUUGUCUCAUAUCCAAGUGGAAAUAGAUGGACAUUCAAUCCAGCUGUUCUUACGAAGAUGGCAUCAAAUAGUACGGAAGAUUCAGCAAGUCAAUUUGCUGUCGGUGAUUUUGUGAAAAUUUGUAGUGAUUUAGAGAGAAUAAAGAUAUUGCAACGAGGACAUGGUGAAUGGGCAGAAGCGAUGAUUCCUACAUUAGGAAAAGUGGGGAGAGUCCAACAAAUUUAUUAUGAUAAAGAUCUUAAAGUAGAGGUAGGAAAUACGUCAUGGACUUAUAAUCCUUUAGCUGUUACGAAAGUUGCAUCAUCAUCUGAUGGAUCAGUUUCGGCAGUUACUGCCAAUGGUGAACGACUAUCAGCAAUUUUAAAGAAGCUCUUUGAGCCACAGGUCUCAUCAAAUAUAACCGAGGAACUCGUUAAAGCAGCUGCUAAUGGAGAUGCUGCAAAAUGUGAAAUGUAUUUGAAUCCAACAGGUCAAAUAACGCCACAACCUCAACAAAGUGAUCAGGCAUCAGCCACAACUCCAUUAAGUGAUCAAGACGCUAGUGCACCCUCAACAUCGACUGGAACUCCGUCAGGCAUCAAUCAAGCGAAUGUGAAUGGUGUUUUUGCCGGACAUACAAGUCUACAAGCCGCAAGUCAAAACGGUCAUUUAGAUGUGAUCAAAGUGCUUCUUAAAUACAGUGCUGACGUUGAGAUUGAGGACAAAGAUGGUGAUAGAGCUGUUCAUCAUGCAGCAUUUGGCGACGAGCCAGCUGUUAUUCGUUUACUUGCACAAUCCGGAGCGGAUUUAAAUGCACGAAAUAAGAGAAGACAAACAGCACUUCAUAUUGCCGUUAAUAAGGGUCAUAAUAAUGUCGUGAAAACAUUAUUAGAGUUGAGAUGUCAUCCGAGUCUUCAAGAUUCCGAAGGUGAUACACCAAUGCAUGACGCUAUAUCUAAAGAUAAUGACAUUUGUUUGACAUACUUGUUGGAGUAUGGAGCUGAUGUGACACUGACUAACAAUAACGGAUUCAAUGCAAUACAUCAUGCUGCGCUGAAAGGAAAUCCAACGGCAAUGAAAAUUCUUCUGUCAAAAAUAAAUCGUCCAUGGAUUGUGGAAGAAAAGAAAGAUGAUGGCUAUACAGCACUACACCUAGCAGCUCUCAAUAAUCACGUAGACAUUGCAGAUCUCCUCAUUAACAUGGGCAAAGCUAAUUUAGACAGACAGAAUGUUAAUUUACAGACAGCACUCCAUUUGGCUGUUGAACGUCAGCAUGUUCAAAUAGUCAAAUUGCUAGUUCGUAAGGGAGCUAAUUUAAAUAUUCCUGAUAAAGACGGUGAUACACCGUUGCAUGAAGCAUUAAGACAUCAUACGCUUUCGCAGUUGAGGCAAUUGCAGGAUGUAGAGGGCUUUGGAAAGAUCUUAAUGGGACUGAGAAACAACACUGACAAAAAAGCAUCUGCAUCAAUUGCCUGUUUCCUAGCUGCCAAUGGAGCUGAUUUGACAAUAAAGAAUAGAAAACUACAAACACCUUUAGACCUAUGCCCUGAUCCAAACCUGUGUAAGAUUCUCAUAAAAUGCUAUAACGAAAAGCACACCGAAGACAUCGAAUCGACAUCAAUGGAUGAGAAAAAUCUCAGCAAUGCAGUUAGCAAUAAUGAAAGUCAACAGAAUCAGCCAACGAAAAUUGAGGCGCCGGAUAUUAGUGCAGAUGAAUGUCUUCUAUGCUCUGAGCAGAAGAGAGAUACUGUAUUUAAGCCUUGUGGACAUGUGGUGUCGUGUGAAGCAUGUGGAUCUCGUAUUAAGAAAUGUCUGAUUUGUAGGGAGACUGUGUCAUCAAGGGAGAAGAUUUCCUCAAAAAUCUUCCAGAUUGACGAGUGUCUUGUAUGUUCAGACCGAAAGGCAUCAGUAUUCUUCAAGCCUUGCGGUCAUCUGGUUGCAUGUGAUCAUUGUGCACCAAUCAUGAAGAAAUGUGUUCAAUGUCGUACAUCGAUCGAGCAAAUGGUUCCAUUCUCAGUGUGCUGUGGCUCAACAGGUACAAUCGCUAAAGUCUUACACAAUAUCGAUGACCAUAAGAAAGAUGCUAACAUUCUACAAGGAACAAAUCAUAAUGGACAUAAUAUUAAUAUGAACAAUUGCAGUGCAAUCAAUAAUAAAUUUAUGCCAACACCUUCAUCAUCGUCGUCAGCACAAUCAACUUAUAAUAAUUUGAGUGGAACGAGUGGAAUCCACAAUAAUAAUUUGAAUCUUAGUUCCAAUAACAAUAAUAAUACUAAUAACAAUAACAACACAAAUAAGCCUGAACCACAGCCGCAACCGCAGCCCCAACAAUCACAGCAACCUGAUUACAAUGUAAACUUAUUCGAUGACAUGCAAAAAUUGCAGCAACAACUUCAAGACAUUAAGGAACAAACGAUGUGUCCCGUAUGCUUUGACAGAAUCAAGAACAUGGUCUUUCUUUGUGGCCAUGGCGUUUGUCAAUAUUGUGGAGAUCAAAUCGAAGGAUGUCCAAUCUGUAGAAAAACUGUUGAGAAACGUAUUUUGCUGUUCUAACGACCGCGUUAAGUUUAAUUUUCAAGCAAUUAUAUCAAAAUGAUUUGUUUGUUUCAUGAUCAAAAGGAAUCAAUGAGAAACUGUUGAGUUUCGUUGUCAAUUUUUUUUUUGCUAUUAUUGAAGGGGGGGGUGUAUGUUUU
Molecule: messenger RNA, 3677 nt
Organism: Chironomus riparius
Lineage: Eukaryota; Metazoa; Arthropoda; Insecta; Diptera; Chironomidae
Source: the annotation of a GenBank genome assembly